AUGGCCUCUAGAAACGCAAACACCUCUACCGCCGUCAGGCGUCUGAUGACAGAGUACAAGCAGCUGACAUCCGGAGGCCCGAUCUCUGAAUCCGAUUUCUUCACCUGGGAGGCGCUCAUCUGUGGACCGAAGGACACCCCAUUCUUCUUGGUCGCAAUCAUUCGCCACGUCCAGGAAGCUAACUAUGGCCCUCGGAACCGCCUUUGCUCAGUCUACCCGGAUGGAAACGUUUGUAUUUCCAUCCUCCACACCCCCGGCGAUGAUCCCACGCACUACGAGCAAGCUUCCGAGCGAUGGAGUCCUGUUCAGAGUGUCGAGAAAGUCAUCCUUAGCGUGAUCUCCAUGUUGGCAGGUACGAGGCGCCUCCCCGGUCAGAUCUUUGAACACCAUGCGCUCAACACCGUUUAA
Coprinopsis cinerea okayama7#130 is the source of this 408-nucleotide messenger RNA. Its product is annotated as ubiquitin conjugating enzyme. Bases 1 to 408 code for a protein of 135 amino acids. The transcript is spliced from 3 exons. Gene Ontology annotation, cellular component: cytosol; endoplasmic reticulum. Lineage: Eukaryota; Fungi; Basidiomycota; Agaricomycetes; Agaricales; Psathyrellaceae. The record is from RefSeq and is a predicted model, not a curated record.